AAGGGCUGGAUCUCCCUCUUGCGAGCGCAUUAUAGGCUACAUGUCCGUCUAGCGAAUAUUGGGAAGACGAAAAUAUCCGUGCAAAGCCGGAUGUGCCAUUCAGUGGGGACAUUUUAGAUACUGACGAUUUUUCUAACUUCAUCUGUCCCGAAAAUAUGGUCUUCCCAGGACCUGAUCAUAUAGAGGAGCAGGAGAGAGUUUAUCCUCCACCGGAGGAGCUGAAGACGGAUGCGCAUGUGCCUGACUUCAGCACAUACCUCGCACUGUACAAAAAGUCCAUCGAGGAACCCGAAGAGUUCUGGGGAAAUGUGGCAGACGAGUUUUACUGGCAGAGCCGGCCCGCUGCAGGACAGCCGAUCCUGCAAUAUAACUUUGAUGUCACCAAAGGCAAUGUUUUCGUCAAAUUCAUGGAGGGUGCCAAGACCAACUUGUGCUACAACGUCUUGGACAGAAAUGUGUUGGAGAGGAGCUUCGGAGACAGAGUGGCGUACCACUGGGAGGGGAACUCAUCGGAUCAUCAGCAGGACAUCACGUACAGCCAGCUGCUCAAGCACGUGUGCCGCUGCGCCAACGUCCUCAGACUCAUGGGCGUGAAGAAGGGCGACCGCGUGGCGAUCUACCUCCCCAUGGUUCCAGAGCUGGUGUACUCCAUGCUGGCGUGUGCGCGGAUAGGGGCGGUGCACUCUGUGGUGUUUGCAGGUUUCUCAGCCGACUCCCUGUGUGAGAGGAUCCUGGACGCCCAGUGCACUGUCCUCGUGACUGCAGAUGGUGUGUACAGAGGGGAGAAGCUGAUCAAUUUGAAGCGGAUUGCAGAUGAGGCUCUCGAACGCUGUAGAGAAAAGGGCUCCUCCACAGUUCAGAAGUGUCUGGUGGUGAGACACCAUGCCCUUAGGAAAAACUCAGGAGAGGCCUCCAACAAACUGCAGACCCCGUGGGACGCGGCGUGUGACGUGUGGUGGGACGAGGCCCUGGAAGGUGUGUGUGACGAGUGUGAGCCGGAGUGGCUGGACGCAGAAGACCCGCUCUUCAUCCUCUACACCAGCGGCUCCACAGGCAAACCCAAGGGGGUGUUGCACACUGUGGCUGGCUACAUGCUGUACACGGCUCUCACCUUCAAGUAUGUGUUCGACUACCACUUUGAUGACGUCUACUGGUGCACGGCAGACAUUGGCUGGAUCACAGGUCACUCCUACAUCACCUACGGCCCGCUGGCCAACGGGGCGACCAGCGUGCUGUUUGAGGGCAUUCCUGUGUACCCUCAUGUGGGCCGGUUCUGGGAGGUGAUUGAGAAGUACCGCGUGUCCAAGUUCUACACGGCCCCCACUGCCAUACGCCUGCUGAUGAAGUACGGCCAGGAGCCGCUGCUCAAGUAUGACCUGUCCAGCCUGCGGGUCCUGGGCACGGUGGGCGAGCCCAUUAACCCUGAGGCCUGGAACUGGUACCACCAGGUGGUGGGGCAGGGACGGUGUCCCAUAGUGGACACAUUCUGGCAGACGGAGACGGGGGGCCAUGUUCUGACUCCACUGCCUGCAGCCACUGCACUGAAGCCUGGCUCAGCUACCCUCCCGUUCUUUGGUGUCCAACCCUCCAUUAUGAGUGAGUCGGGAGAGGAGCUGGAGGGAGAGGCAGAGGGCUACCUGGUGUUCCGUAGCCCCUGGCCUGGCAUCAUGAGAACCGUGUACGGGAACCAGGAGCGCUUUGAGACAACCUAUUUUAAGAAGUUCCCCGGGUUCUACGUCACCGGAGAUGGUUGCAGAAGGGACAAGGACGGCUAUUACUGGAUCACGGGCAGGAUUGAUGACAUGCUGAACGUGUCUGGUCACCUGUUGAGUACUGCUGAAGUGGAGUCGGCGUUGACGGAGCACAGCUCGGUUGCCGAGGCGGCGGUGGUGAGCCGGCCGCACGUCGUCAAGGGGGAGUGUCUGUACUGCUUCGUCACGCUCAAGGACAACGCCGAGUUCACACACACACUCAAGGACGAUCUGAAGAAACAGGUGAGAGAAAAGAUUGGGCCCAUUGCCACACCUGACUUCAUCCAGAAUGCUCCUGGGCUGCCAAAGACGCGCUCAGGUAAAAUCAUGCGACGGGUCCUCCGUCAGAUCGCCCGUAACGAGAAGGACCUGGGUGACCUCUCCACGCUGGCCGACCCCAAGGUCGUGGAAGUGCUCUUCAGCCAGAGGUGUGAAGCAGCUGCCUGAGAGGACGGGACCCAAGCUUCUUCCUCCUGAUGCUUUGGAUGAACUAGGACCUCCAUGCCCUCUGUGCUGACCCCUGCCCACACACACACACACACACACACACACACACACACACACACACACACACGCACACACACUGGACCCCAAUGAGCCUGGGGAAUCCUGAUAGUGGGAGGGGGGUGGGUCAACAGCAGGCUCCCAGCCUUCAGAACUGAGACAGAUGAAGGUAAUGGGGUGGGAGGGUUAGGGUCGGGGGUGGGAGGGUUGUUUGAUUCAACUCCUCCCUGACCUGUCCACCAAAUAUACUCUCUUGCUUGGACAAGUGAUAAGACAAAUCAUCAAUCAGUUACAGAACCUUAGGUGGACUUUCAGCAGUGCGUGUGUAUUUGUCGGUGUGUACAGUAUGUGUAUGGGUGAAAGAGAGAAAAGUAGGAGCAUUUAGCUGCAACAAGCACUCUCUCUCUCUCUCUCUCACACACACACACACACACAUACACAUGCACACAGUUGUAUUUCCACCCAGUAUGGACAUUGAUGCCAGUUUGCUUAAUCUGGUCCACCUCUAGUGGCUUUUCUAAUUGUUGCCGACUGGUAGCUUUGGGUUGCUUUCUCUUUGGGGUUUGUUUGCUGGAGACAGCACAGCAGUGAAGGUACAUAUAUUUCCUGAAAUCCUUGUAUUUUUUUAAUUUCAUAUAGAUUCAUCAGUUGUAUGCAUUUAUAGAAAGUACUGUAAACCAUGUUAAACAGCCUUCUCUGGUCUCACUCUGUCAGAGUGAGGCAAUGCAGCUCUGUGGAAGUAGUGGUAGUACCCCUGUUAAACUAAGGGUCCGCAGUCCGCACUACACAGCUAACUACAUACUGUAGGAUACCUUGACCAACUGACCCACAGCACAGGUCAGUGCUUCCACACACAGCUUUUUGUUCAUAUUGAAAUGGCCUCGUGGAAACUGAGAACCUCAGUGUCCUUCAGUGAAACUUCUGAGAAAACCAGCCCAGGUUGUGGUUCUGACUGGGAUUCAGACAUGCCACAUGAACACGAAACCUUUUUGUAGAAGAGUUAGAUCCAGAUGAGAGUUAGGGUAGAGAGUGGGACUUGUGGUGUCACUUGUAAUGGCAGGUGCAUCUUAACUGCCACUUUUAUGGUGUACAUCUACUGUGUUUGAGAUACAAAAGGCCUGGCAAAAGAAGGUGCUCCUUUUAGAUAUGUUUCUGUUUUAUUUUGUAACAAUUUGUAAACCUUUAUGAAUAAAGUGUGGCCACGUGGUGGAUUGGAGAGAA
Molecule: messenger RNA, 3476 nt
Organism: Sardina pilchardus (European sardine)
Lineage: Eukaryota; Metazoa; Chordata; Actinopteri; Clupeiformes; Clupeidae
Gene: acss2l
Product: acyl-CoA synthetase short chain family member 2 like
Exons: 18
Coding region: 156-2198 (680 amino acids)
Molecular function (GO): AMP binding; acetyl-CoA synthetase activity
Source: RefSeq, a predicted model, not a curated record